Molecule: messenger RNA, 901 nt
Organism: Cuscuta europaea
Lineage: Eukaryota; Viridiplantae; Streptophyta; Magnoliopsida; Solanales; Convolvulaceae
Source: the annotation of a GenBank genome assembly
UAAAUACACACAAACACAAAUACACAAUAGAUUCUUGAAAUAGCUAAAAUAGAAAAAUACAUUAGUUUGACUAUGUCUACAAAAUCUCCGUUUUCUUUUAUGAACGUCAGAAGUUUGGCCGUGUUGCUUCAGCAGUACUAUCGGGUAAGCCGCGGUGGAGUAACUGUUCCGUCAAAUUUACCGUCUGGCCGUCCUAAUCAUUACAUGAACCCGGGAUUAAGGCUGUUCGGUAAUAGCACCGAAGAUUCUAGUUCAAAUCCCAAACCUGAACCGCUGAAGAAUGAUUCUGGCAAGAUAGUAGUAAAUGACACGGCAUCAUAUUCUAAAAUUUUAACUUGGGCAAAAUGGAUCAUGGGGUCCAUGUUGACAGUAAUUUUCCCAUUUUUCAAGUGCAAGGUAAACGACAUCCAAAAGAUAGAAGGAGAGGUGGAAGGAGUGGUACAGGACGUGGAGGAGGUGGCAGAGGUGGUGGAAAAGGUGGCAACCACCGUAGAGUAUGUCACGGGAGUGGUGGCAGAUAAGAUUCCGGCGAAUUCGAAUCUAAAAGAAGCAGUUGAGGUUGUAGAACAUGCAUCUGCCAAAGUUGCCGAGGAUGCACAUUCCAUAACUACUUUCAUCCAUAAGGUGGAAGUUGUGAAGGAAGACCUAAAGAAUUUGGAGAUGAUCGAGCCAGCUCGUUUACGAGAAAAGAUCAACGAGGAGUUUGUCGACGACAAAUUGAAAAAGGAAGUGGCAGUUACACCAAGUGGACUAUAAUAGUAAAAACUGAUUAAUUACCCUAUGUAAACACUAUAUUUUUCACGUACUACAUAAUUGUACCAAGUAAAUAAUACUACUUAUUUCAUAACAUUUUAUUCAUGGUUUUUAUAAUAAAUAACUCCUUAUAAGUUAUAAACACGAG